AUGCAAAGACGCACCGAAAAUCACGAUAUCGCCGAUUCUCUUUUACUGGAAUUAUUUCUUCAGCAACUACCAUCUAAUGUGCAAUCGAUUCUUGCCUCAAUACAGCCUUUGACACCUCAAAAUUCCUCUGAAAUAGCCUACAAAAUACUGGAUAUAACACCAAACCAGGUAAUUGCUGUUUCGAAUUCAACUGCUACAGCUGAUUCUGAACUGUUAUCAGAAAUUAAAAUGUUGCGUAAAGAAAGUGCACAGAUGCGUCGCCAUUCCAGAAGUCAUUCACGGAAUCGCCAACCUCGUUUUCGACAGAAAAGCCCAUCCAGUAAUGAUGAUAUCUGUUGGUAUCAUAGGAAGUACGACUCCAAAGGGCAUAAAUGCAUUCCGCCUUGCAAUUUGCAGCCAAACCUCAACAGCAAGCAGUAG
Argiope bruennichi is the source of this 420-nucleotide messenger RNA. RefSeq lists its product as uncharacterized. Lineage: Eukaryota; Metazoa; Arthropoda; Arachnida; Araneae; Araneidae. The record is from RefSeq and is a predicted model, not a curated record. The transcript has a single exon. The coding region runs from base 1 to 420 and encodes 139 amino acids.